CGCCACGAUACGCGCCUCACUUCCGGGAUUUCUUGACACGCCCGAAUCCUCGGCAAAAACCUCCCAUCACUCAUGAAAUUCUGUUUACUUGAUGAAUCGAAGGGUUUCCCGUGUACGAUACGUUGUAUGACCGUUCGGCGUGUCAAUAUUUUUGUCACAGCAGCUGCGUCUCCGCUGUGUUAUUGUUGAUACGAAAUUGCGGGUGGAGCUAACGUCAGUUGUCACAGCAGCUGCGUCUCCGCUGUGUUAUUGUUGAUACGCACUUGCGGGUGGAGCUAACGUCAGGUAAAUUGAAGCUCAUAUAAUUUCAAGAGACAACUGUCAAUAAGACCCGAGCAUGCCAAAUGAGGCUGACCACAACGAGGGUGGGGGAGAUAAGGAAUCUGAGGACAGUGCACAGGAUUCUUCUGAGCAGUCAGUGAGGAAGCGAGGCCGAACAAACACACCAAGUCCACACAGAGGAGCAAGCGUUCCACAAGCCAGCCCACCCGGGUUUGUGAGUGCGGAGGAGUUAAUGGAAACAGCAAAAGGAGUUACCAAUAUGGCUUUGGCCCAUGAAAUAAUGGUGGACCAGUCUUUUCAAGUUAAACCAUCUGAGCUUCCCGAAGGAAGUUUGGAGCGCAGAGUGAAAGAGAUUGUACACCAAGCAUUCUGGGAUUAUCUAGAAGCUCAAUUAAAGAAGGAUCCACCGCAGUACAGCCAUGUUAUCCAACGGCUGGCUGAAAUUAAAGAGACGUUGCUAUCUUUCUUGCUGACGGGCCAUAGUCACUUGCGGUCCCGAAUUGAGGAGGUUCUUGAUCUGACUCUAAUCCAGCAGCAGGCGGAGAAAGGAGCACUGGACGUCGGUGCCCUUUCCAAUUUCAUUAUUGAGAUGAUGGGAUCGCUUUGUGCUCCUUGCAGGGAUGAGGAUGUCCGUAAACUAAAGGAGAUUACCGAGUUUGUCCCUUUGCUCAAGGCCAUAUUCUCAUUAUUGGACCUGAUGAAGUUGGACAUGGCUAAUUUUGCUGUAAACAGCAUCAGGCCUCAUCUGAUGCAGCAGUCCGUUGAGUAUGAGAGGAACAAGUUCCAGGAGUUUCUGGACAGACAACCCAAUGCUUUAGACUAUACUGAGAAAUGGCUUAAGGACACAUUAAAGAACUUGGGAGAGGCUUCUCCCACUGAGGCCUCAGCUGAUCCUCCUGCUUUCCUUCCAGCGAAUGUCCAUAAUCAAGCGUAUUUGCGCCUGCUUAAAUGGGAACACCUCUCAGAGCCCUUCCCUGAGACAAUGUUGAUGGAUCAGGCUCGGUUCCAGGAAAUGCAGCAGAUAACUGAACAAUUAGUUUUACUUUCAUCGAUAUUACUCAUAGUUUACACUACCACGGGGGAAGCCAUCUCAGGCGUUCCAGGGCUCAUGGAGACGCUUAAAAACACUGUUCAUGCCAUGCUUGCAGAUAUGCAUGCACCGUCUUUCAAUCUGCAAGAGACCCUAGUGACCACUGGGGAGAAACUCUGCAUGGAGCUAAGUCAAUGUUUAACCCAGCAUGGCUCUGCCGCAUUAUCUGCUGACCAAAAAAACAUUCUGAUGGGGCAAAUCUCUGCCACCAUCAAGCCGGACAACACAGUCCGUCAGUUGAUGGACUCUCGGGUUCAGAGCUACCUGCUGGCCACUCUGGAGUCCAGUCAACACAAGACCCCUCCUCCUGUACCUGGAGGUCUUGCACCCAUCUGCAAGGAGCUACAAGCACUUGCUGUUCGCUUCAGUUGUCUCGUCAAUUUCAAUAAGCUGGUCUUCUCCCCAUUCUACCGAAAGAUUCUCCAAGAGUGCUUCUCAUCAGGAGGUUGUGCCAGCACAAAGACGUAAGCGCUAUGACAGUGAUGUUAAGUACCGGUACAUUUUCAAGCUAACGCUUGAAUUCAACAAAAGGAGCUGAGGAUAAUGAUAACACAUGUAAAACACAUUAAAAUCACUACAUGGGGUGGGGGGGGGGGGGAAACAAAAAACUUAGGCUGUGUCCUCUGCCCCUCUUAGAUAUCCAUCAGUUCUAUGAAAUCCAAUGUGUUUUGACGCUGUGUAACCCAUGACUAAGUUAGGUACAUAAUGCUUUGGACCAAUUCUUAAUUCCAAACGAGCAUUUGCUCCGGAGCAAAUUUUUAAACCACCUACCUGAGCAGGGUUAAAUUUGCUCCGGUUUAAACUGUUUUCAGGGGCUACACCGGCGUAACUUUGUACGUGUGAACGCUCUACUGGGGCAGCACCGGCGCUACACCGGAGCAAAUGUUGCCGUGUGAACACCCCUUUAGAUAUUUGCCUCCACCAACUCACCUAAUGGACAUCUGCUAUAGUUAAUCAGGAAAGAAGAAUUGAAAGUGUUAGUCUAGAAAUUUUGCUUUUUACAUACAAACACCUGUAGUUGCAGUUUGUUUGUCAAUCCAUUGCGGUAGCUUAACCUUUCCCAAAAAGUGUUAUGUUUCUCUUUCAUGAAUGUAGAAAUGAAAUUGAGUUAAAAUGUGAGAAAGGUUCUGUGUUACCUGGAGCGCUUAAAUUAAUUUUGUUGUUUAGUUAACUGUUAUUUGUGUUGGAGAAAUAAAAGAAUCCCAGUCAUUUGUC
Molecule: messenger RNA, 2587 nt
Organism: Hippocampus zosterae (dwarf seahorse)
Lineage: Eukaryota; Metazoa; Chordata; Actinopteri; Syngnathiformes; Syngnathidae
Gene: tcp11l1
Product: t-complex 11, testis-specific-like 1
Exons: 10
Coding region: 338-1840 (500 amino acids)
Biological process (GO): signal transduction
Source: RefSeq, a predicted model, not a curated record